AUGAGUUUCGCAACACCGAUCAUGGGGGCUCGAUGCAAGACAGCUGCUCUCAGAACCGUAUUCGAAGAAGAGUCCGACGACGAAGACUACGACGAAACCUCGCCAGAAGUGAAGGAUCCAGAACAUGGAAACAGCCUAGAGGCACUGGAAUCUCGCUCAAUCGCGUUAGACGCUACAGCACCAGAUGCUCACGCUACUGGCGAUCUAUCCAUAAGCGAUACGCACGAUCAGGCCGAGAUGAACCGACUUUCGAGAUUGGCUGUGACAACUCUCGGUAGCUCCGACGAGAGCACCGAGAGCAAUGCCGAUAUGAACAUCGUAAUGGACGAUCAAAAUCCACGCGGAGACACGGAAAGCGAAGACGACGUCACCCACCAGCCAUCAAAUGAGAGGAGCUCUCCCUAUAAUGUGCCAGAGCGACAUGGUCUAGCUCCAGUCGUCACCCAAGAGGUAACAGCUGCCGGUUCAAAUUUCAAUCAUGCGACCACUGAGCUCGACGAAAUCCACAACUUCCCAAUCUACGAAGACGGCAGCAGCACUCUCCUCGAAGAGGUCCCGGUCAAGUCAGAAAGUUCUCGUGCCUUGAAGCAGAGAAGAAUUGACCGACUCUCCGAUGACCGAGAGACAGGGAUUUUCCUGAAUCCAGAUUAUGCAAGGAUUCUAAACUCAAGUACUGGACGUCAGUCGGUCACCGCAGACCCAGAAAUGUUUCCAGAGGAAGAGAGAAAACUCGGUUUCCAAGGAGACGGUGAGAAUGUGGACGAUCUUCUGAGCGCCUGGCGGAGAGGUUACGAACCUGAUGAUGUUGAAGCUCGUGCUCUAGAUCGCAGACAUGCACGAGAUGAGCUCGUCAACUGGAGACAUACUUUCGACAAUAUUCCAGAACGCCCAGUUGAUCCCGACUACGCCAGGAUACUGGGCUCAGCAGCUCCCGCUGUAUUUCCAUCCACUGAUACUUUGAAUGGUCGAUUUUCGCCAGAGGGAUGGCCACGCAAGGUCUACGGCCCUGACCACGAUGAAGAGUAUCGCAGAAUAUUUGAACGACAUGAAAUGAGCUUUGGGCAGCCUCUUACAAGAUCUCGUGUUCCGCUCGUCGAGAAAAUGAUCUGUUCCAGCUGCGGUUUGUUGAAAACACCACGUGAGUUUUCAUUUUCGGUCCGCGAAACCGGAAUCUUCCAUGGGGGUCGUACUUGUCAAACAUGUCAAUCUAUCUUGCAGCAAGACACUGGAUAUCGGGACGAUAGCGAUGAACAUGUCAAGCAAGAUAAAUGUGCAGAUGGAUUUGGCGGGUCGUCCCAGUCGAUCACGAGCUCAUGCAGCACAGCUCGCCGUGGUAGACCCAAGAAGGAUACUAUUCUCCAGGACUCCUGGAGUCCGAAGAAAGAGCCAUGUUCGAAGAGCACGAGUCCCGUCGAGUAUAUCAAGCAAAAAAGCACACUCAAAAGUGUCCGCGGCUCAAGGCCUGCGAGACCUAAGUCGAAGGUUGAGACGGACUCUGAUCCAGAUGGCUUUUUGGAGAGGCUUGAACAAAGGGAAAUCUCGAUCUCCCAGUUCCCUAUCGUUCCACGACUCCGCUUCGUGAACCUCGGCGUCAUGAGAGGGCCUAAUCAACUUCCGAUCUGGAUCAGAACGUCUCGCAGUGCACCUUUGAGUGAACUGUUUAUCGCUGCUGUGCAGUCUGAUGAAGCCCUGAGAAAUCAUGUGUUCAUGCUUCCGGGCCGAUUUGUCCGUUGGGACGAUACUCCUGAUAAGCUCGAUUUGAAAGAUGAAGACUGCUUUGAGAUGCGAGAGCUCCCCGGCACCUGGCUAUCUCAUAUUGUGAGCACACAUUCCCCCGAAGCCGAAGAGGCCAUAAGAGAAGGUUCCGUUGUAACGGUCAAGUCUGAGCAUACCCCCGAAGCUGAAGGCACAACACGAAACAGCUCCGCCAUGACAAGUCCAGUUGGUCCCACGAUAGACGAUGAGACCCAAGCUGAGUUAUUGGCAAUCGCCAAUGAGACAGCAGAAGAUGUCAUGAGCGAAUGCUCGGCCUCGGACAGUCAUGAGUCGACCGAGGACGCCAUGAGCGAAAUAUCAACCUCGGAACGCCAAAGAUCGCUCGGUUCUCAGCGUCAACAUGAACCGUACAACACAUCAUUCAAUUCAGAAAACGCUUCACCAUCUCCCCCGGCAACCCACAGAUCUCGCGAUACUUCCCUAAUCCGCAGCAUCAAAGCAGGCGUCAAAAGAGCACUCCACGAAGAAUAUUUCUCCUACGGUGGGAGUUCAAAGCGUCAGAAGCAUGACGAUACCUCUGAUAAAGGCAUGCAGUUGGACAAGCCAACGCAGGAGAACAAUCUGAGAUGA
Aureobasidium pullulans EXF-150 is the source of this 2346-nucleotide messenger RNA. RefSeq lists its product as uncharacterized. NCBI's taxonomy places the organism in Eukaryota, Fungi, Ascomycota, Dothideomycetes, Dothideales, Saccotheciaceae. The coding region runs from base 1 to 2346 and encodes 781 amino acids. The transcript is spliced from 2 exons. The record is from RefSeq and is a predicted model, not a curated record.